Molecule: messenger RNA, 4589 nt
Organism: Brienomyrus brachyistius
Lineage: Eukaryota; Metazoa; Chordata; Actinopteri; Osteoglossiformes; Mormyridae
Gene: sla2b
Product: Src like adaptor 2b
Exons: 8
Coding region: 2571-3374 (267 amino acids)
Molecular function (GO): protein binding
Source: RefSeq, a predicted model, not a curated record
CUCCCGCGUCAACUUCACGAGGGGCUCUAACCGUCGAGCCUUUGCCUGAGUCUGUGCGUGCACACGCUGCCGGUUCAAACGUGUGCUGUUACCUCCCUCCAGUCCACACUUUACCCUUGUGCACCAUUUCCUCAAUGGGGGUCUUCAAGAAGCCCACAGAGAUCUAGACAAGAGAAAGAGAACAUCAUCAGUAGGAGCAUGCAAUGCAGUAAGUAUGGCAUCUACCUGUAAAUGUUUAAUGCAUGGGCCAUUGUUGUUCUUUGGGUCUCAGAGGUUGCUUUAGCUAUGAUGAUUCAUUGAAAUUCAUUGACGUCAGCAUGUGUUGCAUGUAAAAUUGGUCUCUUUUUCUUUUUCAAUCACCGUGAAGAGAGUAAAUGUCAUUAAUCAAUAUAUCUGAUGCACAAUUUACAUCAUCAAUCCAUUUAGCUUGCAUAGUCUGUCUUAACUAGCUAGUCCAUACAGGGGUUUCAAUACAUAAACUGAAAGAUCAGUACUUUUUACAACGGGAAGUAAUAAGAAGAGUAUGCACAUCUGCAAUGUAGGUGAUAGUGAGCUUAAUCUCGCACAGCUAUGCUCAGUCCUUGUCCCGCUUGAGCCUAAUGCAGUCAAGUCAGUUCCUGAAGAGCUCUGUGACAGACCCUGGGUUCACCAUUGACUUGAAUCAGAUUUUGAAGUUUGGAGCUUCAUGGGUGCAGAAUCUCAGUGUGGAAGAUUACAAAACCUCACCAGUAAAAAUCUGCAUCUUCAGUUAGGCAACAUACAACCUUAUUGCUGAUUUCUUUUAUGGGUGGACAAGUACAGCAUUAGAGAUCACAGAUAUUUCACUGUCCAGUAUUCAGUUCAUAGACAUUCAAAUGCACUGUAAUUAUACGAUUGUGGCAAAUUUCAUCUGGUUACACACUACAGCCCACAUUAAGUGACAUUCAGGAUUGAGUCUCAGUGAGAAUGACUACAAUCUGAUCAACUUCAUACCAGACUCUCGAAGCUGGUGUUCAAUGCAUAUUUGGGAAUCUUUUAAGACUGGUUAUUUGUUUGGUAUUCAGUACACAUAUCUGAAUAUUAAUCCAGAUGUUUGUGAAAUGGGGUGCACAUGAACUUUCUGUUACUUCCAGUUAACAGAAAUUCUUAUCUGUUCAUUUGUGAGAAAAGUUGCCGAAUCACUUGGAAUAAUGCAUUUUGUUUAAUGGAUUUUAUGCGAAAACCUCCUAAAAUGUGAUGUUCAUCUAAGUCAGAAUAGUUUUUAAACGCAAGAUUUCUUAUCAAGUAACGCGCACUGCAUUUUACAUCACCAAGAAAGAAAGGUCUUUGAUGUCAAAACAUGCAAGCCUCUAGGAUCGUGAACUCUGGAAAACAGUGUAAUAGGAGUCAGGCGUUCUGACCAGUUCAGUUGUGGAUUUAACCUUCCCUGCCAUAUUUAAACAAAAAAAAAAACAUGGAUUUGGUUACCUGAACAUCGCGACAGAAUUCUGUUCAAAUGCAACAUGGCCCGAUCAAAAGAACUUUCAGAGAAGCACAGAAGUGCUGAUAACUCGUAAAACAGUCCACCAGAUAGUUUACAAAUUGGAGCAUCAGCCCGGCACUAAUGAUCCUCUCCUUAGGAGGGGGCUUCCUACAAAGGCCAGUUCACAGGGUCACAAAAGUGAAGAAGACCCCAAGAGUCACGGCAAAAGAUCUGCAGGUGUCUUUUACACUUGAUAACAUCUGUGUUCAUGAGUCUACCAUAAGAGAAAUGCUGAAAAGGACGGGUGCUCGAAGUAGAUUACCACAGAAACCACUGCUCUCCUAAAGAUAAAAAAACAACCUGCCUGUCUGAAGGCCACCUAGAUGUUCUGUAGCUCUGCUGGAACAGUAUUCUGCACAGAGAUGAGGCAAAAGAUGAGCUUUUUCGGUAAAUGUACUCAGUGUUAGGUUUCGAGAAUGAAAAGCCCUGCACACCAGCAUCAAAAUCUCAUACCAACAGUAGAGCAAAGAGCACAGUACCGAUUAGAUGCUUUGCUGCAUUGGGGCUUGAAUGGCUUGCAGUCAUUAAGAAAUGAAUGCAUUCAAAGUAUCACGUAAUUCUACAGCCAAACUAUCACGGGCGUCUAUCUAACAUUCCGAAGAAGUUGGGUGAUGUAGCACGACAAGGCAUCGUGUUUUGAUUUUGGUGCAUCAACUGACCUCAGCAAAUAAUUAUUUAAAAAUGAACAGCGUUUCAUAUAAGCUUGUGUGGAAUUGAAAAGGGAAAGGAAUCCCAGGCUUAAUUUGUAACAGUGAUCCAUCAGGCUGUCUUCACAGCAGUCACCUGUAUCUCGAAUAUUUAGAGCGAACUUCCUUCUGCCCACAGACUUACAGGGAGAUAACGAGCAUGGUUGGAAAUACGUUGGUGCGUCAGAGCAGUAGUUUCGGACACCUUCCAGUCCCGUUAUGACUGAAACGGAGACUGUCCCACGUUCAAAGAUCCAGCACAGCUCCUACUCUGAAAGCCGAUGAAUCCAAUAUCUUCCGCGAUGCUGGCGAUUUGAGUUGGCAGACCUUAGCAUGAAAUACCGUAAAGUGGUACAGGGAUAAAGAAAAAGCAUCGGAUCGUUAUGGGAAGCCAUCCCAGCAAAGUAAGACGGAGGUCCAACGUGGGGUCCUCUCUACUGAAUCAGGAAGGAGCCAUGGAACCUGUUAUACUAGAAAAUAACAGAUAUGUUGUGAUAUCUUUAUACAACUAUCCAACUGAGGGCCAAUCAGACUGCAGUAUCCGGGUUGGAGAGAGGCUCAAUGUCCUAUCAAACGAAGGCGAUUGGUGGAAGGUGAGCUCCUCAGCAACGGGCAGGGAAAGCUACAUCCCCUGCAGUUAUAUCGCCAAGGUGUUCCACAGGUGGCACUUUGAAGGCAUCAGCAGAGAGAAAGCAGAGGAGCUACUACUGCAGCCUUACAACCAGAUCGGCUCAUUCAUGAUCCGGGACAGUCAAACUCACAGCGGGGCCUACUCCCUGUCCAUCAGACGGAGCGCCGCGUCCAUCCGGGGGGCCGUGAAACACUACCGCAUUAAUCAGCUACCGAACGGCUGGUUCCACAUCUCACCCAGCCUCACGUUCUCCUCGCUUUCCCACCUGGUGGAUCACUACUCCGAGGUGGCAGAUGGGCUCUGCUGUAUGUUAAGGGAGCCGUGUUUCAUCCAAGGCUCCAACAAUGUCCCUGUCAUGACUGGGCCCCAACCCAUGACCGUCAGAAAGCCCACCAUCAACUGGAAAGACGUGGAUAGCUCCAUGAUCUUCAGCAAAGACGCAGAGACAAAGGAGGAGUCUCCAGUCAGCGAAGGGCUACGUGAGGCCAUUACGUCGUACCUUUACAUGACGGAGGGAUUUAACUGCGAAGACUGCAUUUCGGACUGGAAGACCUGAUUUCACAACUGAGUAAUAAUCAAGAAAAUUAAAAGACAUUGAUAGGGACAGAAAAGUUACUGAAAUGGAGAUUGUCCCACGUUCAGAAACCCAGCAAACGUCCAGCACUCUCCUUCUGAGUGGAGCUGUUUCCUCGCUCCCAUGACUGAGAAGUACCUCAAUCACAGAUGUCAGGUGUUCAAGCUUGCAAGUCUGAGAGACUGAACAUUCUGGGAAGUUUCUUUAGAAAACAUGUGAUGGAAGGAGAAGGUGGGAGUCACCGAUGGAACAUUCCAUUACCUUCUCAGCUACAAAGACUUAGAUGUUGUACGCCAACAAAAUUGUGAACUCCUUUGUGUUCUUCCUUUGCUCUUGCCCAUGUCUUAUACUGACCCAUUCGUACUCUACCAUCCUCCUGAUGGGUAUCCACACCCAGGCCUGCCAUGAUUAAUUCAUGCUGAGCCCCGGACAUCUUCCCCAACUGUCCCCCCUGAGACGGUGGGCCUGCCGACACUCUCCCUGUUCUGCCCCAGAGGCCAAAUUUAUGCAAGGGACAGUUUUUGUUUUCUGAAAUCUUGACCCUUGCAGUUUAGACACCACAGACAUCUGGUGCAUAUCCAGAUUUCUAUAAAGUACAAAUUGGCUCGUAUUAUAUUACUAUUUUUAUGAUAUUUGUAUUAAAUAAAUUAUUUUUAUUGUUGUAAUACUAACUGCUGCCCUUGCACAUGUAAGUUGUCAUUUGCUCAGCAAAUGAAUUAAAACAUGAUUUAUACUUCAUCAUAAAAUCAGCAGCCUUUGGAAUAGUUUUUUGUUAUAUGCAUACACAAGACAUUAAAUUUACAGAUACUCCAGCAUCAACCAUUUAAAGAAGUCAUUAAUAUAAAAAAAGAAAAAAAAGCAUCUGACGGAAUAAUCUCCAACAUAGUAAGUCAAGAAAAACAAGAGAAAGAAUUGUUGAAUUUAGUAUGGAUUCCCACAGGAUAGCACAUUCCCAUUGACUGAACGUGCCAGUGAUCUCUUUCCACACUGAAUCCCAAAUUACAGACUUUACUCUGUAUAACAAGUCAAAAUAUAAAACAAUAAACAACAAUAUAAAAAAGAAAAAAAAUGUGUUUUCAUGGCAACAACAGAUACACAGUCCGCAAGUACCAACCAUCCAUUUCCUGUUCUGUCAUCUAUAGACGUUACAGCCUCACUGAGAACAGGAAAUGGUCAAAGUGCUAUUCGGUGCAGCAC